Molecule: messenger RNA, 627 nt
Organism: Acanthosepion pharaonis
Lineage: Eukaryota; Metazoa; Mollusca; Cephalopoda; Sepiida; Sepiidae
Source: the annotation of a GenBank genome assembly
AUGUCAUAUUUUCUUUUCUUUCCUCUUUAUUUAUUUUCUUUUUUUCCUCUAUAUUUUUCUCCAUUCACUUUUUCUUUCUUUGUUAUUUCGCCGUCUAUUUUUCUUUCUUUCUUUCUUUCUUUCUUUCUUUCUUUAUUUAUUUAUUUUUCUAGGUCCACUUUUUCUUUCUCUGUUUUCACCAUCUCUUUUUCUUUCUUUCUUUUCCUCUUUAUUUUAAUACAUCCACUUUUCUUUCUCUGUUACAGUCACCCUCUCUUUUUCUUUCUUUCUUUCUUUCUUUCUUUCUUUCUUUCUUUCUUUCUCUUCAUCCACUUUUCUUUCUCUGUUAUUUUUACCAUCGCUUUUCUUUCUUUCUUUCUUUCUUUCUUUCCUCUUGCUUUUUCUUCAUCCACUUUUUCUUUCUCUGUUAUUUUUACCAUCGCUUUUGUUUCUUUCUUUCUUUCUUACUUACUUUCUUUCUUUCUUUCUUUCUUUCUUUUCCUCUUUAUUAUUUUCUUUCUUCCUUUAUCUCUACUUCCCUUUUUACUUUUCUUUUCUCCUUUUUUGUUCUUUUUUUUGUUAUUUCUUUUACCUUCUGUCAUUCUCUAUUCCCUAAACAUGUCUAUAUAUUCAUCUACUUUUAAUUAA